UUUUCUGGAGAAGUAUGCAGGUUCUUAAUUCAGAUAGUUGGAACUAAAGGCCUAGAAUACAGUUCUCCAACUCUUUCCUCAGCCAUGAGCAACCUAACUCCAGCUUUUACCUUUGCCUUUGCAGUUUUGUUCAGGAUGGAGAAGGUAGCUAUGAGAAGGUCAAGCAGUCAAGCUAAAAUUGCUGGAACUAUAGUUUCAAUAGCAGGAGCGUUGGUGGUUCUUUUCUACAAAGGCCCAACCAUUUUAUCCACUCAACCAUUUUAUCCACAUAUUCUCGACAAACACCAUUUCAUUUCGUUGGCCUUUCGUUGGCCUCUUGCCUCUGCGAUGUCUGAUUGGAUUAUUGGUGGCCUCUUGCUUGCUACAGAAUAUCUUCUUUGUUCACUUUGGUACAUUAUUCAGGCUGAGGUGUUGAAGAUAUAACCAAAAGAGCUUGUUGUGACAUUUGUAUACACUUCGUGUGUGACCAUCAUAUCCGCCCCAGUAUGCUUUGUUGCGGAAAGCAACUUGGAUGCUUGGCUACUAAAACCUCAUUUGGCAUUACUUGCUAUUUUAUACUCGGGAAUUUUUGGAACAUGCUAUAGCAACGUUAUUCAUUCAUGGGGGCUGCGUUUGAAGGGGCCUUUGUAUGUAGCAAUAUUCAAACCAUUGUCAAUUGCUAUUGCAGCUUUUAUGGGUGUCGUAUUUCUUGGGGAUGCUCUCCAUCUUGGGAUGUAUGUAUGCUCAUCUUUUCGUAUUUCUUGGGAUGCUUCUCCAUCUUGGGAUCAGAACGACGGUUGCCUUGUUCAAAUUUCCUCUUCUGUCAAGACUUUGUGCACUUGGGAUUAUUGGGUAUGGAAAUUUGUUCAUGACCCUCUUCUAGGUUUGAGAGUUUUAUCUAUGGAGGCAGCAUUUGGGAGUCUGUUUCGAAUUGAGUUUCACACAUUGUGCUUGGGCAAGAAAGGACCUUUAUAUGUAGCAAUGUUCAAACCUUUGGGUAUUGCUAUUGCUGUGUUCAUGACAGUCACUUUUCUUGGUGAAACCCUUUGUCUUGGCAGUGUGAUUGGCUCUAUUAUAAUUGCACUUGGAUUUUACAGUGUGAUGUGGGGACAAAUGAAGGAGAAGAACAAUGAAAGUUUUAGCAGUCAAAAAGCCCCUCUUUUGCAAAGGAAUGCUUCUUUUAGAGAAGAUAAUUAGUGUGCCUAAUUUUACUUGAAAGGCAAUUUCUGUUCCUGUAACAGGCAGGAAUUAGGAGAAUCAUAUGAAAGUGUACUUGGAAAUGUGAGUUCGAGAGAGAACAUAAUGGAAAAAAGGGGAAAGAAAAAAAAAA
This is a messenger RNA of Jatropha curcas, 1309 nucleotides long. NCBI's taxonomy places the organism in Eukaryota, Viridiplantae, Streptophyta, Magnoliopsida, Malpighiales, Euphorbiaceae. The record is from RefSeq and is a predicted model, not a curated record.